Punctularia strigosozonata HHB-11173 SS5 is the source of this 897-nucleotide messenger RNA. RefSeq lists its product as uncharacterized. The record is from RefSeq and is a predicted model, not a curated record. Bases 1 to 897 code for a protein of 298 amino acids. Lineage: Eukaryota; Fungi; Basidiomycota; Agaricomycetes; Corticiales; Punctulariaceae. The transcript has a single exon.
AUGCGUCAAUUCGAGCCGCCUGCCUAUGAUGGCCACAUCUUCGACACCGAUUCCCUUCGCAUCCCUCCAAACGAGGAGACCUGUCUGUUUUGGAUGACAGAACAUCCGCUUCCGCACGCACACUUCAAGCUUGGGGACAUCUUUCAGUUACAGCUAUACGACGGGCCCAACCAGAUCACAGCAGACGUGCAUUUCCAGCGAGCCAUCUACAACAAUGUCGACGAUGUGAUUGUCAUCCUUGCUACUCUAGCUCCUCCCGCUUCACUCCGCCGAGGUCACACCAAGCUUUUCCGAUACUUCGCCUACGAGCACUACGCCAUGCUCUCUAUGGUUCUCAAGAGUGAAGGUCUCCCACUCGCCGAAGAUCCAUGGCAUUAUAUUCCCAUUUUCGUACCUGCCGACCACCUUGGACGUACACAUCAGGACUUGCGUACGAGCACCCACCCCAUCGGUCACGACCGUCUCUACGCUGCAAAUGGCAUUAAGCAGAGCAUGCGUCGCUUCACACUUCCUUACGACGAUAUCCGCGGACAUUACCCCGACCCCUUUCCGGUCACAGGACUGCUUCAGUACUCGACAAUGUACGAAUCUGGAUCUGAGGUCGAUCUGCCCAUUAGGCCGCAUCCCCAUUGGACGGAUCGACCCACAUCAGACAACUUCAAAGAGGAUGAGUCAGACUCAGACUCGUUGUCGGGUGGACAGCACUCAUCGUUGGGUGAACAGCAUCCGUCGUCAGGAGGACAGCACUCGUCGUCGGGCAUACAGCACCCGUUGUCGGGAACACAGCACUCAUCGUCGGGUGUACAGGGCUCGUUGCCGAGCAUACAUGAUUUGUCAUCGGGCGUACAGCAAUCGUUGUCGAGCGUACAGGACUUGUUGUCGGGCAGGGAAGAUUAG